Messenger RNA from Herpailurus yagouaroundi (jaguarundi), 2340 nucleotides. RefSeq names its product tetratricopeptide repeat domain 23 (gene TTC23). The transcript is spliced from 11 exons. Bases 68 to 1411 code for a protein of 447 amino acids. NCBI's taxonomy places the organism in Eukaryota, Metazoa, Chordata, Mammalia, Carnivora, Felidae. The record is from RefSeq and is a predicted model, not a curated record. Gene Ontology annotation, molecular function: protein binding.
AGGCUGAAAGGGAGAGGGUGGUGGGUGGGGCCUGGGCUGAUAUCUAAUGAAAAUUUAAACCCCAGCUAUGGCUAUUACAAAGAAAAGAAAAGUGGCUGAUGAUAAGCAUGUAGCUCCAAAGGACAAUGUAUAUAAAAAUAUGCAAGAAUCAAAGGAAACCCACGUAUCCAAUCACCUGGAUGAAAUUGUUGCUGCUGUCAGCAUUACACCUAGAAAGAAGAUCCAAAACAAGCUGCCUCAGACAGCACUCUUCCAGCCUCCUCGAGAGAAACUCCACCUCUGUGAAGAGAAAGCGAAGUCUUAUUCUAGCAGUCACAAAUAUGAACAGGCUGUCCGCGAGCUUGUACGCUGCAUGGCGCUGACGAGAAUUUGCUAUGGUGACUCACACUGGAAACUAGCAGAGGCACAUGUUAAUCUGGCCCAAGGCUACCUCCAGCUGAAAGGACUGUCCCUGCAAGCAGAACAACAUGCAGAAAAAGCCAAAGAAAUCCUCACCAACUCCAUCGUGCCUCCCUAUAACGACAAUACAGAUGUUUUCAAGUGUUCGAUUGAGCUAUUCCAUACCAUGGGGAGAGCCUUACUCUCCCUUCAAAAGUUUAAAGAAGCUUCCGAGAAUUUGACAAAGGCAGAGACACUUGCAAAGGAGCUGCUGCAAUGUGGAAGGAUUGUAAAGGAGGAAUGGAUAGAAAUUCAAGCACGGAUCAAAUUGUCAUUUGCACAGAUGUAUCAAAGUCAGAAGAAAUCAAAAGAAGCCCUGCCCCACUAUCAAGAGGCUUUAGAAUACACUGAGAUCAGUCGAGGUGAAAAAAGUCUUGAAUGUGUACCAAUAUUGAAGGAAUUGGCAGGUGUAGAGCGAGCCCUGGGAGUUCAUGACGCAUCCAUCAACCAUUUUCUACAGGCGCAUCACAUCGUGCUGAGCAGAAACCCCUCUCAAGAAGAGGCAGCAGUCUCUGCACAUUUGGUCGCCCGCGCUGCCGUCGCUUCCGGGGGGAUUGAACACCACGAUGUGGCCAAGCAGUAUUUUCAAGAGAGCAUGGCUAAUCUUAAGGAUGCUGAAGGGAUGGGAAAAGCCAAAUUUCUUUCAAUUCAAGAUGAUUAUUGCCAUUUUCUACAAGUCACCGGACAAAAAGAGAGAGCAAUCUCCAUCCUGAGAGAGUCCCUGGAAGCCAAAGUGGCAGUGUUUGGUGACCUCAGCCCGGAGGUGGCAGAGACAUACCGGCUGUUAGGUGGGGCCGACCUGGCACAGGGGAACCAGAGUGGGGCCCACAAGAAACUAAAGAAGUUGUCCUGGAGAAAGAUGGUGGUAGCUUGCUCCAAGACAGUGGCCAGGGGCUGGAGCAAGGUCAUGGGGGAGUCGAGGGAUGCCGAUAAGGAUGUAGAACCCACAGCACGUGGCAACUCAGAGGAAUGACUGCUAAGGGAAGCAGUGCACAGCGAGCAGCACUCUUGCGGCUACCGAACCUGCCUGGAUUUUGAGGGCGAGGCUUCGUGACAUGGCACCCACCACGAAGCGUCCUUACCAGAGGUGUCAGUUGCUGACAGAUCCCUGGAGCCCUGUGGUCCAACCGUGUCUUCAGGCUCCGUAUAAGAACGUCCUCAGUUGAACUGUUUGUCCUCUUGUUUGAUCGUUCAUUCAUCUAGCAAAUAUCGCCCCUACUCACGUGCCAAGGAAUGUUCUGGAACCUGGGGCACGAAGGCGAGCAACACAAAUGUGGCCCCUCUGGGGACAGCUUGCAGGCCAGUGUGGAAGCGGGUGCUACCUCUUGUCUUUCUGCAGGGGGUGGAAAGCUUCUUGUUUGGUAUUUAAGGAAUAAUAGAAACACAAAUGACUUCUCCCAACCCCUGCAGAUAAAAUCAAAGAGCGUAACAGCAAUAUAACAGUUCCCCAAAAUUCAUCUGGAUCCUGGAAAUUCCAGGGUUUUUGUUCACUUAGAGAAAAAUAAGAAGCACCCUGUACAGGCUGGUUUCAAAUACGAGUGCACUGGCCUUGGAAGAAGAAUCUGGAGAGCACAAAAUACCUUUUAUUUAUGCUAUAGAAUAUUCCACCACCGGGAUUUGGGAUUCUUCACUUAGUUCAGAGAGUUGUUUAAAAUGCCGGGCUCCCAGUAGGUUCAAAUAACAUUUAUUGACUUUGUCUCUGACAGUGUCCAUAUUUUUAACAAAAGAAUCGAAAUAACCUGUUUCACACAAAAAUGCUUAAGCAAAUUUAGCUAAGAGCAGUAGAGCACUGAAAAAUUCAAUUUAUGUUUCUUAGGUAAAUACACAGCUAUGUAAAACAUUUCCUAGUAAGGUCAGUAAGGGGGUUAUUUCACUAUUUAAAAUUUUCUGAAUCAGGCUCCU